CUUUGCCUUAUCAAAACGCAGCGUUGCGAUUUCUCUUUCUGCGGAGGUCGUUUCCAGCGAAAGCACCACAAGCGGAGAGCAAAAACGGUGAAACUGAUAAACCUCAGUUAAACCCACUCAGUUCUCUUCGCUUGUUAAUUCUUUUUUUCAAAAUUUAUAUGCAUUUUCCUCUCAUUCCCAUCUCAGGAAAAAAAUGCAAGUCUCUCUCCUCAUUUCACCCUCCAAACUCCCCUCAAUUUUCCCAUUCCACCACCCCAUUUCUCCCCCUCACCAACCCCACAAAAACCUCGCUUCCCGAACCCAAGCCAGCCCCUUCAACUCCUUCAAAACCUCCGGCUAUUUAUCCAAAAUUAGCCGCGCUAUAGAUGAAGAAGAAGAGUACCGCAAAGCCAGAGCAGCUGUCACUAAAAAGGGUAUUGAAGUUGAAGGUUACUUCAUUGAAGGACUCUCUAUUGGCGGCCAUGAAACCUGUGUCAUAGUUCCUGAAUUGAAGUCUGCUUUUGAUAUUGGGAGGUGCCCUUCUCGUGCUAUUCAGCAGAAUUUCGUUUUCAUUACUCAUGCACAUCUUGAUCACAUUGGUGGGCUGCCAAUGUAUGUAGCUAGCCGUGGUCUGUACAACUUAAAGCCUCCAAUAGUAUUUGUACCUCCAUGUAUCAAAGAAGAUGUGGAGAAGCUGUUGGAUAUUCACAGGACAAUGGGACAAGUGGAACUCAACCUUGAUUUGGUCGCACUUGAUGUCGGUGAAACAUAUGAACUGCGGCAUGAUAUUGUUGUCCGACCAUUCAGAACUCACCAUGUUAUACCAAGCCAGGGUUAUGUCAUAUACUCUGUUAGAAAAAAGCUGAAGAAGCAGUACAUUCAUCUGAAAGGGAAACAGAUUGAGAAAUUGAAGAAGUCCGGUGUUGAGAUCACAGACAUCGUUUUGUCUCCAGAAGUGGCAUUUACAGGGGAUACAACAGCAGAAUACAUGCUUGAUCCACGUAAUGCAGAUGCCUUAAGGGCCAAAAUUCUUAUAACUGAGGCAACUUUCCUCGAUGAAGAUUAUAACAUUGAUCAUGCAAGAAAACAUGGUCAUACUCAUUUACUUGAGAUCAUUGAACAUGCUCAAUGGAUCAGAAAUAAGGCUGUCUUGUUAACUCAUUUCUCUUCUCGCUACAGUAUAGAGGACAUUCGUCAAGCUGUUUCUAAGUUGCAGGCUAAAGUGUCAGCAAAGGUGGUUCCUCUAACAGAGGGUUUCAAAUCAAUGCACUCAUAGUCGUGCUUUCAGCGGAUAUAAUGAGUUAAGAGGAUAGAAGAAAUGAGGAAAGACAUGCAAUUUUUCCUUUUGUAAUAUAUGGAUGGUAUGCACAAAAGUUAUUCUGAUUUAAUAGAAAUCUGUUCACGAUGUGCAUUGUUGUUAAAUUUUUGCAGGUUCUUUUAACUGAUUAAAAUAGGAUACCAGGAUGAACUAGGAGAAAGAAAAGGGUAUCAUCAAGGAAAUAUAGACUGAUUUAAUUUACCUAUCUGGCAAUGGCUGUGGUUAUCAUAUCUUUGUGAUUUCCAGAGCAGUAGUGCAGCAACACCUCUGCAAUUUCUACCAGGAUGGCCCUGUGGAUGCAAUGACAUGAAUCUGUUCAUUGAUUUGUCCACCUAAGCUCAUCAGGCACAUCUUCAAAACGACAGCUCAUGAGGUUCUUAUCAAUGGAAGCAUCAUUCAAUACAUCUAGAAGUUGCACGCUAAUGCUUUUGUCCAUUUUAACUUGAUACCAUCUGCAGUGCGCAUGUUUUAUUUUUAAGAUGCCUCAAAAGAGUCCUAGUUGGCACAGUCGAUACGUUAGGAUGAUGUGUUACACUCGUAUAUCCUAGAGGUGGCAAAUGGGCAGAUUCAUGGAUUCAAGUUGAGUCAUUUCAUGUUCAGAUCAUGAAUUUUAGAGGUAGCAAAUGGGUGGAUUUGUGGAUUUAGGUUAAGUGAUUUCGGGUUUGAAUUAUCUCAAAUUUGAAUCAUUUUAAAUUUAGAUCAUAUCAGAUUUAUAUUAUA
Messenger RNA from Durio zibethinus, 2017 nucleotides. RefSeq names its product tRNase Z TRZ2, chloroplastic-like. The record is from RefSeq and is a predicted model, not a curated record. NCBI's taxonomy places the organism in Eukaryota, Viridiplantae, Streptophyta, Magnoliopsida, Malvales, Malvaceae.